UAGAGAAAUGAUUACAAAUACUCAAGAUGUAUGAUAACUAUGACAGCUCAAUGAAUAACAAUAGACUACUUCAUUCUUUUAAAGCAGUAAAAGUGAACAAAGUCAUAAACUACUGUUUGUUUCUAACUUGUUUCUUUCAAAUGUAUUUCAGCAAAUCCUCCACCUGCUUAUAAAUAUGUCCUUUCUGUUGAGAUGAACAUCACAGAGUUGACAACAGUCAACAUGUUGAGGAGCAUUCUGAGAAACAUCUCCUACCCACUCAGUAUCAAGAGAAACACACAGAUCAAUCAGUCCAAUAUCACUACAGUUUGCACUCCAAUCAAUAAUGGUCACCAGUGCAUUUGUGAGGACCAGUAUCGGUGGUCAUGUGACCAGUGUCUGAUGUAUGGAGCAUGUGACCAGAUCUUUGCAGGCUCAUGUGGAUGCAUCAACACCAUUCCUUCAGACAGAAACUUCUGCCAGUCUUUGGAUCAACACAAUUUCACUGAUUGUCUUCCUACAACACAUUUACCACCUACAACCCAUUUAUCACCUACAACAUAUUUACCACCUACUACACCAAAUCCUCCACCUGCUUAUAAAUAUGUCCUUUCUGUUGAGAUGAACAUCACAGAGUUGACAACAGUCAACAUGUUGAGGAGCAUUUUGAGAAACAUCUCCUACCCUCUCAGUAUCAAGAGAAACACACAGAUCAAUCAGUCCAAUAUCACUACAGUUUGCACUCCAAUCAAUAAUGGUCACCAGUGCAUUUGUGAGGACCAGUUUCGGUGGUCAUGUGACCAGUGUCUGAUGUAUGGAGCAUGUGACCAGAUCUCUGCAGGCUCAUGUGGAUGCAUCAACGCCAUUCCUUCUGACAGAAACUUCUGCCAGUCUCUGGAUCAACACAAUUUCACUCAUUGUCUUCCUACAACACAUUUACCACCUACAACACAUUUAUCACCUACAACAUAUUUACCACCUACUACACCAAAUCCUCCACCUGCUUAUAAAUAUGUCCUUUCUGUUGAGAUGAACAUCACAGAUUUGACAACAGUCAACAUGUUGAGGAGCAUUCUGAGAAACAUCUCCUACCCUCUCAGUAUCAAGAGAAACACACAGAUCAAUCAGUCCAAUAUCACUACAGUUUGCACUCCAAUCAAUAAUGGUCACCAGUGCAUUUGUGAGGACCAGUAUCGGUGGUCAUGUGACCAGUGUCUGAUGUAUGGAGCAUGUGACCAGAUCUUUGCAGGCUCAUGUGGAUGCAUCAACACCAUUCCUUCAGACAGAAACUUCUGCCAGUCUUUGGAUCAACACAAUUUCACUGAUUGUCUUCCUACAACACAUUUACCACCUACAACACAUUUAUCCCCUACAACAUAUUUACCACCUACUACACCAAAUCCUCCACCUGCUUAUAAAUAUGUCCUUUCUGUUGAGAUGAACAUCACAGAUUUGACAACAGUCAACAUGUUGAGGAGCAUUUUGAGAAACAUCUCCUACCCUCUCAGUAUCAAGAGAAACACACAGAUCAAUCAGUCCAAUAUCACUACAGUUUGCACUCCAAUCAAUAAUGGUCACCAGUGCAUUUGUGAGGACCAGUUUCGGUGGUCAUGUGACCAGUGUCUGAUGUAUGGAGCAUGUGACCAGAUCUCUGCAGGCUCAUGUGGAUGCAUCAACGCCAUUCCUUCUGACAGAAACUUCUGCCAGUCUCUGGAUCAACACAAUUUCACUCAUUGUCUUCCUACAACACAUUUACCACCUACAACACAUUUAUCACCUACAACAUAUUUACCACCUACUACACCAAAUCCUCCACCUGCUUAUAAAUAUGUCCUUUCUGUUGAGAUGAACAUCACAGAUUUGACAACAGUCAACAUGUUGAGGAGCAUUCUGAGAAACAUCUCCUACCCACUCAGUAUCAAGAGAAACACACAGAUCAAUCAGUCCAAUAUCACUACAGUUUGCACUCCAAUCAAUAAUGGUCACCAGUGCAUUUGUGAGGACCAGUAUCGGUGGUCAUGUGACCAGUGUCUGAUGUAUGGAGCAUGUGACCAGAUCUCUGCAGGCUCAUGUGGAUGCAUCAACACCAUUCCUUAUGACAGAAACUUCUGCCAGUCUCUGUAUCAACACAGUAAGAAGUUUGAAACAGUUCUAUCUUUCUGUGGACAAACACAGAGUCAAAACAAGACAAACUUUAUUCCUGUUCCUAUUGUUUUUUCAGAUUUCACUGAUUGUCUUCCUACAACACAUUUACCACCUACAACCCAUUUAUCACCUACAACAUAUUUACCACCUACUACACCAAAUCCUCCACCUGCUUAUAAAUAUGUCCUUUCUGUUGAGAUGAACAUCACAGAGUUGACAACAGUCAACAUGUUGAGGAGCAUUCUGAGAAACAUCUCCUACCCAUUCAGUAUCAAGAGAAACACACAGAUCAAUCAGUCCAAUAUCACUACAGUUUGCACUCCAAUCAAUAAUGGUCACCAGUGCAUUUGUGAGGACCAGUAUCGGUGGUCAUGUGACCAGUGUCUGAUGUAUGGAGCAUGUGACCAGAUCUCUGCAGGCUCAUGUGGAUGCAUCAACGCCAUUCCUUCUGACAGAAACUUCUGCCAGUCUCUGUAUCAACACAGUAAGAAGUUUGAAACAGUUCUAUCUUUCUGUGGACAAACACAGAGUCAAAACAAGACAAACUUUAUUCCUGUUCCUAUUGUUUUUUCAGAUUUCACUGAUUGUCUUCCUACAACACAUGUACCACCUACUACACGUAAGUUUGGCAUCAAUGGGUAA
Messenger RNA from Oryzias latipes (Japanese medaka), 2766 nucleotides. The record is from RefSeq and is a predicted model, not a curated record. NCBI's taxonomy places the organism in Eukaryota, Metazoa, Chordata, Actinopteri, Beloniformes, Adrianichthyidae.